Mastomys coucha (southern multimammate mouse) is the source of this 318-nucleotide messenger RNA. Its product is annotated as ASNSD1 upstream open reading frame protein-like. The transcript has 2 exons. The annotation marks the transcript as partial. The record is from RefSeq and is a predicted model, not a curated record. NCBI's taxonomy places the organism in Eukaryota, Metazoa, Chordata, Mammalia, Rodentia, Muridae.
GGGCCCACCCGCUCAUCGACUCCGCAUACCGAGGCCCUUGGCAGCAAGAUUAAAGAACAGAAAAUUAUUGUGGAUGAACUUUCUAACCUGAAGAAGAAUUGGAGAGUAUACAAGCAGCAACAGAAUAGCAACAUAUUCUUUCCUGAAGAUCAAACAAAAAUGUUUUCUGAAAGCACAAAUACAUUAGACGAACUAAAAAAAGAAUACCAAGCAUUAGAAAACUCAGACACAGAGAAACCAAGAGACAUAUUGCUUUCUCUAUGGCUCAUUCAUGAGAAAUUCCUAAUGAAAUAUAAUGAAAGUACAUCAAGCAUUUGA